Messenger RNA from Naegleria gruberi, 1122 nucleotides. RefSeq lists its product as uncharacterized. The record is from RefSeq and is a predicted model, not a curated record. Gene Ontology annotation, cellular component: membrane. Lineage: Eukaryota; Heterolobosea; Eutetramitea; Acrasida; Naegleriidae. Gene Ontology annotation, biological process: stabilization of membrane potential; potassium ion transmembrane transport. The transcript is spliced from 2 exons. Bases 1 to 1122 code for a protein of 373 amino acids. Gene Ontology annotation, molecular function: potassium ion leak channel activity.
AUGUCGGGUGGGUUGGAUGGAUCAACAACUCAGCAAGAUGAUCAGAAUGUUGAAUUGAAGGAUCAUCAGAAUACAAAUUCCAUUGAAGAUGAUGAUACUAAUAAGAAUAAGAAUAAUAUUGGUGAUGGUAAUGAUAAUGGUAAUGGUGGUAGUGAUGGAUAUUAUUGUGUGGUGAAUGAGGAAGAAUUGGGAGAAAAACAAUUCUUGCAAAGUUAUGAAUUGAAUGAAGAGAAUUAUGCAAUGUUUAAAGCUGUGAUUGAUAAUUUUGAUCCAGAUGAUGGUCUGAAAGAUCAGAUGAAAGAAAAAAAGUUGAGAGUGGCUGAUUUUACAUUCGAGUUUGUGGAGAGAAGAUUUAAAAAGUAUCACGCUCAGGAUAAAUAUGCCACUUAUCAUUAUCGAGAAGGUUUAACAAAUGUUGGAAUUUUACUUGGCAUGACGCUUUUAAUUAUUGGAUUUUUAUUGCUUUCUGCUUUGCCUAUUUGGGCAAUUGAAGGUGGAAAUGAAUAUUUGGAGAGAAUUCGAAAUAACGGGUCGACCUUAGUUGAAAAUGGUACUUUGGUGAGAUUGGAUAAGUGGACAUAUGGAAAUUCUGUUUACUAUUGUCUUGUGACAUUUACUACAAUUGGUUAUGGUGAUAUGGCAGCUUCAACUCGUAAAACCACUACAGGAUUUGUAAAGAACAUUCUCUUGUUAAUUUCUAUGGGAAUUUACGCACUUGUUGGACUCAUAAGGAAAACAGACGUGAAAAUGAAGAAAACUGAUUUGGUUUAUAGAAUUCUUUUCAGUUCAUCAGUUCAAUUAGGAUACUAUACAUUUUUCUGGUUGGCCUAUGCCUUUACUUGUGCUGCAAUUAUGAUGGCACUCGAAGGAUGGACUUAUAAUGAAUCUGCGUGGUAUGUCUUUGUGACCUUGGCAACAAUUGGAUAUGGUGAUUUCUAUCCUACAACUCAAGGAGGCAAGAUAUUCUUCAUGUUCUUUGCUAUUAUUGGACUUGGGUUUGAAUCUAUCAUGAUUGGAUUAAUUGCAGAAGUUAUCGUCGAUUGGAUUCACAGCAUUAAGAAAAAGUUCAAUGUUUGGAAAAGAAAGAGGAAAGAAAACAAGAAUAAAGCAGCAACACAUUAA